AUGGUGUCUUUAUGCCAGAAAACCAGAGGCCAGGACCAAGCUCAUGGUUAUAUUUAUUCAGAACUUUAUAAACUGCCAAACACGUUCACAUUUGUGAUCAGAUUUGAUCGUCAGGGAAAUCGUAAAGAUGAGGAGAUAGAGGUUAUGAGAAUUUAUGUGACAAACAGAAGGGUCUGGAUUCAGACAGAUGCCUAUACCCUGCAGAGUCCGAGAGAUCGUGUUUUACAGGGGUUCAGCCAUCCUUUUCUUUUCCAGGGGAUGAACAAUCAGUACACUCGCCGGGAGGUCUUCUGCCGGAACACUUGUCAUGAGCUCAAACGCUUCUGGGAAAGGGAAAUCGGCAAACAGACUUGCUACCGAGAAUCAGAGGAGCAUCGUCUGGGAAGAAGUGCGCUGAGGAAGCUCAGAGAAGAAUGGAAGCAGAGGCUAGAAACAAAGCUGAGGCUGCGGAACAAUCCAGAUGAGACUGAAAAGCGGACAAAUGUUGCCUAA
Molecule: messenger RNA, 492 nt
Organism: Otolemur garnettii (small-eared galago)
Lineage: Eukaryota; Metazoa; Chordata; Mammalia; Primates; Galagidae
Gene: FAM240A
Product: family with sequence similarity 240 member A
Exons: 3
Coding region: 1-492 (163 amino acids)
Source: RefSeq, a predicted model, not a curated record